Molecule: messenger RNA, 1005 nt
Organism: Haliotis rufescens (red abalone)
Lineage: Eukaryota; Metazoa; Mollusca; Gastropoda; Lepetellida; Haliotidae
Exons: 4
Coding region: 111-632 (173 amino acids)
Source: RefSeq, a predicted model, not a curated record
CAUAUGUAUUGUAAACCGAGACGAGGACUCGUCAUAGAUGUGCCAGAUGAAUCUGUGAACUUAUUUAAAGAAAACCCCGGGUAUUUUAUUGGAUUUCUACCCCCGAGAAGAUGUUUCUAGCUGGAUUGGUCGUUCUGUGCUUAACCACCGUGUCAUAUGCCCACAAAGUCUGCCCUUCAGUAGAUGAUGAUGGACAUCACUUGACUAUUACCUGCCCUGGCGAAUGCUGUGGAGAGUUGCACUCCAGACAUUGUUGCAGUAAUUCAAGCAACCAUGUCGCAUGGACCAUUGGAGUCGCACUGGGAGUCGUCAUCCUGAUCCUUGUUGCUGCUGGGAUAGUGCAUUGCUGCCUGUUUUUAUCUCGAACACCAAAGAGAAGUCGGGGUCCGCCUGUAAGGAUCCACAACUUGGGACACGCUUACGCAGGUCCAGGGACAUCUGCCAUCUUCUUCUCACCACCGACAUGCACGGUACCACCUCCUCCGCCCUACAGUGUUUCAGCAGCUGGAACAUACACCUACACAGGAGCAGCAUCUCUGUCACAGACAACUUCAUCACCUCCGUCCUAUGAACCGUGCAUGACCACCGAUCAACCACAGGAGACACAUGUACAACUAUAUGUAAAGGAGUGAUGUUAUUAUGCUGCAGGACUGUUUUUAACAUGAUGGUGUAGACAUGGUGGAACGAUGCUCAAAAUGAAGACUAUUUAACGUGAUGAAUUGUUUACAACAAAUACCUUUUGUAUAUUCAUCAUGUUUGUAGGAGACGGAAGAUGUUUCGUGCACAACCGGAGAUACUGCAUAUCAAGUGAUCAAUUUGUUACGUAAGGAAAAUUAUUUUCUUAGUAUUUCCUGGAACAACUGUUUUUUCAAUUAUCAAACAUCACAAUAUCAAAUGGUCGUUCCCUCGGGAACUUAGCUAGAUCAAUGGUGGCAAACUGGCUCACAAUGAGAGAAAACACCUGGAAAUAUUGUGAAUCAUUAAAGAACAUGGAGUUAUAAGGAA